Pelobates cultripes (western spadefoot toad) is the source of this 414-nucleotide messenger RNA. The record is from the annotation of a GenBank genome assembly. NCBI's taxonomy places the organism in Eukaryota, Metazoa, Chordata, Amphibia, Anura, Pelobatidae.
AUGGCCGCACUGCACAGACUCACAGGCCCUCGUUACUGUAAGGUGCCAGUAUGGCCGCACUGCACAAACUCACUGGCCCUUGUUACUGGAAGGUGCCAGUAUGGCCGCACUGCACAGACUCACUGGCCCUCGUUACUGGAAGGUGCCAGUAUGGCCGCACUGCACAGGCUCACUGGCACUAUAGCCCACUCUCAGGAUUUAGAUCAGGCUCAUAUUAAUAAGACAUCUAAAUUAUACAUGCCAAGUCACUGGGAUAUCUCCCACUCACCAGAAGCAGGGAGUCUCUCCAUCCCCCCCACACCAAUCCACCCACCCUACCACUACCACUACAAAUGUACACAUUUACACAUGCAGGCUGUAGAUAGAACUCUGUAUUCUGUAAUAACAGACAUGCCAGGAAAAGGAUGGGUGUGA